AUGGAUGAUGGUAACCAAAUGUUAUCUCACGAACGGAAAAAAAUCGAAAAGAAUGAAGAAGAUAAUGGUCAUGAGCCAAAGUUGACAAUUGACCCUUUUAAUUUGUCACCAACUAGCAGAAAGGGAACAAGUAUUCCCAGCCCAAAGCGACCCCUUACAAAGCCACAUCCUAAUCUUCUUAAUAUCGAUCCUAAUGCAACUUUAGCAGCGAUCAGUGCACGUUUAGCCACCUUAAUUUCUGCCCCCGAGACUGAAUUUGCGCGAGUUAACCGAGAAACUCAUGUUGCAAUGACGAACGGAUCAGUUUUUGUCGAUAGCCAUGGAAAAAAAUUGAUGCCACAGAGUAAUUUUGAGGAUCAAUCACACUUCAUCUCUACGAAUAUUUCGAGCCCAACAUCGAAAGAUGUCAUGACCCCGGCUCUGUAUGAUUCUAUAAUUGCUGAAGAAUGGGUUAAUUUGCAUCUUGAGACAAACAAAGCCUUUCUUCUUCCGGUUGGUGACACCAUUUCGACAAUGAAAAACCCAAUAGUUGAUAAUGACGACGAAUUGGUGCUCGAUUCAGAAGUAUUCGUCUUUCGUAGAGGAGGUGAUGGUGGUCCCCUUGGGAGGGCAGGAAUGGAUCGCGGCUCUAUGUACCGGAUGGGCAUGUCAAAAGAGUUAGUGGAUCGGCUUUAUCGUGCACUUUAUGUAUACACAAAUGGUUUCCAUAACCUUAUUAACGAAAUUGCUUCUCACUGUUCUCCACAAUUCGAAAGUCAUGUAUCCUCCAACGUAUGGCUUGCGUUUCUUCAACUGCUAGAGCAAUGCGAACAUGGUAAACACGAGAUAGCGUUGCUUAAGUUCAAACAAGCAGCGCAGAGCGCUCAGGAUCAGCUUCAAUCAAAAUGUCAACGAGAUAUUAUCCUCUUAGAUUCUCAAUUGCGUAGUGCACAGUCUGCAUUGAUAAACGAGAUAGCUACUGGGGCAGAAAAAACGGCACAUAUUUCAAAAUUAGUCGCAACCACGACAGAGUCGACGCUAAAGAUUGCGGAACAAGAGGAAGAGCUGGCAGCUCAAGCGGAACAGAUACGUCUUCUCAAACUGGAAAUCUUGGUUCAUGAAGAUGAGGAGAGAAAAGUUAAAGAAGAUCUUAAUGAUGCCCGGAGGAGAUGCGAUGUAGCGAAUUCGGCAAGAGUGAAUGCCUUGACUGACCGUAACGCGAAGGACGAGGAAAUUCGAGAAUUAUCAAAUCAUUUAAAGCGAUUUGAAGCCGAAAAAACGAGCUAUGCGAAACGGGUGCGUGACACGUUGGUCUCAAAUCAAGAUAUACGGACCAAAGCCGACCGACUUAAGCAAAUUAUUGUCGGUCUUCGGAUAGAAACAGACAAGGCUUAUGCGGAGAAGCAGAGCUUGCAAGAGCAAGUUGAAAAGGCUCAGCUUGAAAUUUGUCGCCUUCAAGCUCUACGCGCACAGAGUGAUAGGGAAUUUGUUGAAAAUCAGAACAAGCACAACCAAACGGAAGCGCAAUUGCGAAUGAUUGCAGUGAAUUUUGACAAGGAAGUUGAGCAUAAUGUUAAGUACCAGCAAGAGAUUGCUAAUUUAACCGCUCAGAUCGUUGAAGAAAAGGAGCGAAGUAAAGCAUGGGAAAUAAAGUGCAAUAUUUUGACCGCCGAAAAGCUUAAUGCAGGCAUGCGGGAACAAGACAAACAGCAAAUUGAGUGUCUAUUAGAUCAAAAAACUGAACUUGAAGCGGUUGUGGAAGCGAACACACUUGAUCAGAAGAGAAAUGAAGAGCAGAUUCAAACACUUAAUUUGUCGAUAGAAGCUUUGAACACUGAAUUACAGCACACUAAACGUGUAUUUUCGACGGGAGAGCAGGCAUUUCUUCAUUCUGAACGCACAUGUGACCAGUUGCGACUACAGAAUCAAGAGCUCGAGAAAAACAACGUAAAAGCCAAAAAGAAUAUAGCGUCGUUAAAGGAACGACUGAAGAUGCACGAAAAAGCUGCAAAAGAGCAGAUCACAAAACUUGAGGUAGAAAUCAAGGUUACCAGUGCCCAGCUUCGUGAGACAACAUACAUCAAUAAUGACAACAUUGCUCGAGUCGAGCAGUUGACACAUACUCUUUUGCAGUUGGAGAAGGAAUUGGCUGGCUCAAAAACUCGCACUGAAGAGCUCUCGAAGCAAGUGGCGAUAAUUCAGGCCGAGAAGGAAGGUAUGCAACGUAGCCAAGACCUGGCAACCUCAACCUUUCAAAAAACCAUCCACCAGUUUGCACAUUCGUUGCAGAUCAUGUUGACACUCGUUAAGGUUGAUGAAUUUCCUUUGGAUGAAGCGAUACGAGAGUUAUUGCAAAUGGUUCAGGACACGUUCGGAAAGGAGCUGAAUCUUGACAAAUUGGUUGAAGAUGAUGAUACUCCUGUCACGAUAGAACUUGAAGUACAGGAAGAUGUGACAAAGGAGGAACACGCGAGUUGUCUGAAGCGAGCUUCCGUAUAUAGAAACAGUGUGGAAGGCAUUAACAAUGACGAAGAAUCCAACAAAAGCUCACAUUUACCUUCACACAACACGUGUGCGGAGAAAACGUGUACUCAGCACGAAAUUAUUCGUAUGAGUCGAUUUCGAAAGAGCAAGUUAGACCAUCUUGUGACCAAACUUCAAAGUAAAAUCGCGUCUAACGAGGAGCAAGUGGCAAACUUACAAAGUGCUAUAAUGGACCAGACAAGAGAAAUAUAUCAACUGACUUCUACGACAAGGCAGCAAACUUGUUUAAUCGGGAAGUCAGAGUGCCAGAAAGAAAUGUUGCAGUCGGAUCUCGAGAUGACAACGCUGAAGCUGAUCCAAGUUUUUGCUGAGAAACAAGCGGUUACCUCUGAUUUAAAACAAGCUCGUCUUGACCAAGCGCUUAGUGAUAAUCAUACUUUUCAAGUCCAAGUAGCGCUAGCAACGCUGCGGCGUGAGUAUGACAAGCAGGUAAUUGUAGAUGAGGACGCACUGGGUCACAUGUGGCGUCUACACGAGCACAAUCUGUACAUGUGCUCGUUGCGACGAAACAAAGACGUGCAAGCGACUGCUACCCCCAUGGACCAAACAACACAGACUCUUGUUCCACAGCGGAAUCCAGCUUUAGAACGACCUCGAGUGCCAUCUCAAUUGAUUCCGUCGGAAGACUACGGGUCGUCCGAAAAGCUUCUUCAGAAAAUUAGCCGAGCGACACGGGAGCUGCUCCCAGGCGUAGCUCACGAAAUGGAUCUUCGUUUCCAACAUGAAAAGUCAAAGCUAGAACAACAGCAUGAAGGAAACAACGCCUCAUGCCAUCUUAAUGUCCAUUCGCGUAACCUUGCACAGGCCAGUCAAAAUUGCCGACAACGUCAUUUUGGGAAAUUCUGGACCAUUGCGUCAGAUAAUGAGCUUGGGGUUGCAAAAUUACCACCUGUAAACGUGAAAAGGAUUUCGGCUUUCCCGCCAUCACAUGUGGUUUACCACGUAAAUGAGUUUGGUACUCGACAAAACGUGUUGGUUUCCCCAACUCAAGUUCCGUUUGUUGCGGAAAAUCGAGCGCGUCGCUCGCUUUCUCCUCGGCCUCCUCUACAGAUCUCGCACGUACAAAGGCCAAUACCUUGUAACUCAAGUACUGUCAAGGGAUCUUCUGGUAACGACUUACGGUACGAGACACAGGACGAAGAGCGCGUAGAAUCUGGUGAGGAUACCCAACCACAAUAUAUUGGCAGUCUUGAUUUCUUGACAUCUCAGUCUUCACCCACUCGCAACAACAUCAAUAUGCAAAGCUCCAAUCGCAAAGUUGUGCGUGAAAUUUCGUGGAUCACUGGGUCACGUAACAGCCCUACGCCACAUCUCAUAAAAGACCACAGUGACGAAUAUGGCAGUUUGUCUUUUCCAGACAAGACUUUGAGCGACGGAAUUACAUCAAACCGCCUGGCUGCUGUUGUGAGUAUGCACAAUCGCGAGAAAUUGUCAUUUCAAGAUGCUACAUGGCGAGCAAAGACUGAAAGUUCUCGACACUUUGUAAAUUUUAAUCAUGACGAUAAAGAACAUGAAGUACGAAGUGAAAGUACCACCAACACUGACCUCGCGAUGCAAGAUCGAUACGCACAGCUCUUUCCAGGUGUGCUAUACCCUAUUAUACCCAACUUAUGA
Molecule: messenger RNA, 4137 nt
Organism: Plasmopara halstedii
Lineage: Eukaryota; Oomycota; Peronosporomycetes; Peronosporales; Peronosporaceae
Exons: 4
Coding region: 1-4137 (1378 amino acids)
Source: RefSeq, a predicted model, not a curated record